Molecule: messenger RNA, 6051 nt
Organism: Dromiciops gliroides (monito del monte)
Lineage: Eukaryota; Metazoa; Chordata; Mammalia; Microbiotheria; Microbiotheriidae
Gene: PGBD1
Product: piggyBac transposable element derived 1
Exons: 9
Coding region: 429-2822 (797 amino acids)
Biological process (GO): regulation of DNA-templated transcription
Molecular function (GO): sequence-specific DNA binding
Source: RefSeq, a predicted model, not a curated record
GAACAAAGAGAUGAAGCCAGUCCUGCCUGAGAUUCCUAGAGAGGACUUGGAAGGGCUCAAGCUGUACAGCCUAAACGGCAUGCGCGGUGCCAGGCGCUGGGCGAGUCGCAGAGAGGCUAGUCGCUUUUAAGCGCCCACUCGUUUUUAGGGGUGCGUACCCUCGGAGGGUUUGUGAGCUCAUUAGAGGCUCUGGCCGCGAUUGCUUUCCUCUGUGGACGAAGCCCAGCCCUGAUCGGGGCCUGUUCGCCGGAUGUGCGCCUCCGAUUGAUUAUUGAAGAGCCUCUGAGGAUUUCUGGGUAACUAAAGAACCUAGAUUAAGUGUGAAGAGAAAAUAAUUAUAGUGGAUAGAGCACUGGAUUUAGGAAAACCUGACUUCAAAUCCCACCUCAGAUACUUGCUUUUGUGAUUCUAAGAUAUUUGGCCUCAAGAUGUCAGAAGACUUUUCUGACCCAGUUCCAGAGGAGCAGAAGGGAGUUUUGAAAGUGAAAGAAGAAGAUCAUACUUGGGAACAGGAAUCCAGGCAAACAGAAAACAACGGCCUUACCCAGGAGAUCUUUCGACAGCGUUUCAGACAGUUUUGUUACCAGAAGACAACAGGGCCCCGAGAGUCUUUGAGCCAGUUAUGGGUACUUUGCUAUCAAUGGCUGAGACCUGAGGUACAUACAAAAGAGCAGAUUCUGGAGCUGUUGGUGCUAGAGCAAUUUCUGACCAUCCUGCCCCAGGAGCUCCAGGACUUGGUGAAGAAGCGUUUCCCACAAAAUGGAGAAGAAGUAGUUACUAUGUUGGAGGAAUUGGAGCAACAAUCGAAUGAACCUGAAGAGCAGAUUUCAGUUCUUGCACAAAGACAAGAAGAAGACUCAGAGGAGACAGAGCUUCAAGGAGCGUCCCAGGAGCCACAGAGCCUCCAGCUGAAGUGUGAAUCUCAGGAUCCCUAUCCCCUUCAAGAGAAUGCUGUCCCUGUUUCGCAAGUUUCUUCUCAUCACCAGGGGGAACUCCUUAGUGACCAGACAGUGGUAUCAGUUGUUAAUUCUACUCAAUCCCAGACAUCAGUGAAGACUGAGGAAGAAACCCAGUUCCUUGUUUCAGAAGAAUGGCAAUGUUUUGAUCCAGCUAAGAAGAAUACAUAUGAGAAUGUGGCACAGAAGAAUUUUAAGAACCUUGACUUGCUAACUGGCGAGAUCCUGAUUAAAGAUGAAAUGUUGCUUCCAAAGAAGGAAAUUUCUAAAGAAAUAGAAGCACAGGAAGAAGUCUCUAGUGUACUCAAAAGAGAUUCACCUCAGAUCCUUGUUGGUCCUCCUGUACAAACUGAAAAAAACAUUGAAUUUUUGAAUACUCUUAAAAACCGUAAUCCUGGGGACUUAUGGUCUAGAAUGCACAUCUCAUCAAUGGAAUAUGCUGCAGGUGAUAUCACCCGGAAAGAUAGGAAAAAAGACAAAGCAAGAGUAAGUGAAUUGCUACAAGGUCUUACAUUCUCUGGUGAUUCUGAUGUUGAUGAAGAAGAUGAAGUUGAGACACACCCUGCUAGAAAGAAGCAGAAAGUAACUACUAUUACAGAGAAGAAAUGGAUCAAAAGAGAUAUUCAGCCCAAUUUUCCAAGUUGGUCAGCAUUGGAUUCUGGAAUUUUGAAUCUCAAAAGUGAGAAAUUAAAUCCAGUCGAGUUCUUUGAAUUAUUUUUUGAUGAUGAAACAUUCAAGUUAAUUGUUGAUGAAACAAAUAAUUAUGCUUCUCAGAAAAAUGUCACCUUGGAAGUUACAGUUCAGGAAAUGAAGUGUGUUUUUGGUGUUCUUCUUUUGAGUGGAUAUAUUUGUCAUCCUAGGAGAGGAAUGUAUUGGGAAGCUUCAGAUAAAGAGCAGUGUCUUGUUAGUAAUGCAAUUAGAAGGGAAAGGUUUGAAUUAAUAUUUUCAUAUCUUCAUUUUGCAGAUAACAAUUGUCUAGAUCAAUCAGACAAGUUUACAAAAUUGAGGCCUCUUAUAGAUCAAAUGAAUAAAAAUUUCCUCUUAUAUGCUCCACUAGAGGAAUAUUACUGUUUUGAUAAAUCGAUGUGUGAAUGUUUUGAUAGUGACCAAUUCUUAAAUGGUAAACCUAUUAGAAUUGGUUAUAAAAUAUGGUGUGGGGCAACUACCCAGGGUUAUUUAGUUUGGUUUGAACCCUAUCAAGGUGAACCAAUCCUGAAAGCAGAUAAAGAUCAUGAUCUUGGUUUAGGUGGACAAUUAGUAAUGAACUUUGCCGAUGUUCUCUUGGAGCGAGGACAGUAUCCUUAUCAUAUAUGUUUUGAUAACUUUUUCACAAGUAUCAAACUAAUAUCUGCUCUGAAGAAAAAAGGGGUGAAGGCAACAGGAGCAAUCCGUGAUAAUAGGACUGAAAAAUGUCCUUUCAUGAAUGCAGAAAAUAUGAAAAAAAUGAAAAGGGGGUCCUUUGAUUUCAGAGUGGAAGAAAAGGAAGAGAUAAUUUUGUGUCGUUGGAAUGAUGAAAAUGCCAUCAACCUGUGCUCCAAUGCUGUAGGCAUAGAACCACUGAGUCAAGUAAGCUAUUGUGUUGAUGAAAAAAAAACGGUUCAAGUAAGUCAGCCAUCAAUAGUUAAGUUGUAUGAAGUAUGUAGGUAUGGUGUUGCCAAGAUGGAUCAAAAUAUUUCUAAGUACAGGAUAAGAAUUAGAAGCAAAAAAUGGUAUUCAAUUUUGGUAAGCUACAUUAUUGAUGUGGCCGUGAACAAUGCAUGGCACCUAUAUAGAGUAUGUUGCCCUGAUACUUCAUCAAGUCUUUUGGAUUUCCGAAGAUGCAUUGCACAUUUCUAUUUGAAGAACAAUGCUAAUCUAGCAGACUAAGCAAGAUAAAGCCAGCAAUCACAUAUAGAAAUAAAAAGUAAAUAUAUCAUGACUUCCCACUGAGAACAUCAAUACUUCAAUUUAUUGGAGUCACAAACUCAUUAAUUUAGCUACUUCCUCCAUCGUUACAUUCAAAUCAUCUUAACCUCUGUGAUUAAUUCCCCAUAGAGCACCUACCCAAUGCACUAGAAGCCUUCUAGUUCUUUUAAUCCUCCAAAGAAAUCAGUGUAUCAUUCACACUAUCCAUUAUCCCUUAAUAUGUAUUGGGACCAAGGACUUUUCCAGUGAUAUUAUACAUCAUGUAUAAUAUCUCUUAUAUCACUUCUUACAAACAAAUUAUUAUUGGCAAUAUGCUACAUCCUACUAAUAUGUGCUAUGUAUCUCUCCAUUGUCCGGAUUGUCUGCAAUAUUGAUUUUUUUCAAUAUUGUGGCUUUCUGUGAUUCAUAGCUAGUCAGUGUCAACAAGAGAAUAUUGAUGUUAAAAAGAUGGAUUUUUAUAUCAGAGAAUAACUUGGGAUCAUCAAAAGCACUGCCCACCUAAGAUAUAUAUGUAGUGGUAUACUAAAUCAGUAGGUUGCCCAUCCAAACUAUAUGCCAUCUUUUGAAUAAUAAACAUUUUUCACAAUUUUUGUUUUUCCUAUGUGAUUUCUUAGGUUUAAGAAGUCACAUACGUUUAUUUCUUUUUUUAAAGUUUUUUACUUUAUUGAGGAGCCCCCAUAAUAUUCUUGAGCUUGAUACAGUCAACACACUGUCAUCUACAAAUAGGGUAAUCUAGAACCCUUCUGUACAAGACAUCUUCUGUAAUAAUGGCAAACACCUUUGUUAUAUGUACAUCCAUUUUAGGCCUCAAUUGAUGUUGAUCAUCAUAGGAUCAUUGAACAAAACUAUCUUUGUGGUUCCAUUUUCUAGAUAAUCUUGUAUAAUUUUACCAUAUGCACAGGAAAGAGAUCUUUGAAGUCUAUAUUUUGAUCAGUCAGAGGCAUUAACAUCUUUUGGAAAGAUAGCUUUGAAGUCUAUGUAUAGCUCAGUAAGAUGCACUUUUGUAAUCAAUGAAUAAUAAUUAUAAUGGAAUCUUGUAUUCUUUUUACCUUUUAGUCAAUUGUGUGACUCUCGAUAUAUGGUCUACAGUAGGAAAAAAAUUUUCUGUAAGCCUGCCUGUUGCUUUAUUUUAUUUUCAUUGAGGCUGUACUAUACAUCUAUAUGAAUAUUUAUAUGUAUACACGUAUGUAUGUAUAGUAUACAUAUAUGCAUAUAUGUGUGUGUACAUAUAUAUUUAUAUAACAAAGAUAAAAAAGUAAAUAUGUAGUGAAAAGUUGUUGGUAUAUUCUGGAUCAUCUUUUUUAGGUAAGAGUAGCAGUAAUCCAAUUAUUUCUAAUCAUGUGCUAUAAUUCUCUUAUCUUAAAAAGUCAGUCCUUCAGACAAAAUAUAAUGACUUACAACCAAAAAUAGUCAAAAUUUUAUAUAAUCCUAUGGCGGAAUCCAAAUAUUCCUGAUGAAAAAGGCAGAGGUGACCAAAAUCUUUGAAAGGCAAAUAUGAGUCAAGAGAAAUAUAAAGUGGUAAAAUACACUUGAUUAAUUUUAAAACAUCAUAUGAUGAUUAAUUGCAAUGUAAUGGAGGAGAGGGGAAUGUCCUCUCAGAAUUCUGAUGACCUCAGUAAUUGCAGAGAAAGUUAAAUAAGUCAAGUAGAAGGCCUGUAGGAUUAUGUUUUCAUUUUAUUAGAAAAAGGAAAUAGGAAAGAUAGAGGAGUAAAGUAGGAGGUAGGGGAUGGCACUUAAUAUCUCUCACAAUAAAGGUUUAUGAAAUAAAGAUUAUAUGAAAAUGGAGAAAGGGAUGGGUGAAAUGGGCAUCCCAUGAACCAUACUUUCAUCUGAACCAGAGAAAAGAAGGUUGAACACACACAUUUAUUCCCACACACACAAAGGGUUUCAUAUAGAAAUAUAUUAAUGUCAGAGAAAUAGGAGGAAGUAUAAAAAGGAGGGAAGUAUAGGGAGGAAAUACUAAGCAAAAUAGAAUCCCAGCACCAGACAAUCCUGAAGAGGAAAUUUUAAAAAUCUGUAAUUGAGGGUACAAAAAAGGGAAGAGAGGAGAGGAAACAGAAUGGAAAAAUUGCUUCACAAUUAUAGAUCACCAGUGUUAAGCAAACUUCUUUCUUCAGCCAUCUUUUUUUGUGAAGAGGGACCUUGGAAACAAAGAAAAAUAAAAGUAUAAGAUUAAAGAUGUAGGGAAAUAUGCAACUAACAGUCAUAACAGUGAACAUGAAUGGGAUGAACUCACUCAUAAAGAGGAUAGAAUGGAUUAGAAUGCAGUGCCCAACAAUAUGCUACUUAAAAGAAAUACUCUUGAACACAAAAAUCCAGAGUUGAAAUCAGUGGCUACAGCAAAAUUCAUUAUGAUUCAGGUGAACUUUUAAAAAAAGGUUAUAUGGGGGGCAGCUAGAUGGCGCAGUGGUAAAGCACCGGUCCUGGAUUCAGGAGUACCUGAGUUCAAAUCCGGCCUCAGACACUUGACACUUACUAGCUGUGUGACCCUGGGCAAGUCACUUAACCCUCAUUGCCCUGCAAAAAAAAAAAAAAAAAAGGUUAUUAGACAUAAUAAGAAAUAAGCAAGGAAACAUGCAUAUACUUAAAGGUUCAAUUGAUAAUGAACUAGGGACCAAAUCAAGAUAGUGGAGUUAGAGGAAGUAUUUGAUUUUAGCUUGCCAACUAUCUUUUUUCUACAAUGAUCUACAAAUUCUUAUUGGGAAAGGCAAGAAAAAAACACAGGCAAUUUUCCAGCCCAGGGCAGCUUAUAAAGGCAGACAGAGUUCUGCAGAUACUGGGAAUGGUGUCAUAGAGUGCACAUAGGAGAUAUGCAAGUUCUGGAUACAGGAAUAGGUGCCAUCUACCAGCUUUGUCACCCAUUAUCCAGUUUUAGAUCACAUAUCUAGUAAGAAGUGUGACCGAAAGGGAGGGCCCUUACCAUGAACUGAGAAAGGAACAAAUUAUGGAGGCAAACAGCAGCUGUGUGGCUGUGAUCCAAGGUCAAUAAACAGACCUCUCCCUGGAUCACAUUACUUCAGGAGCAUUGAAAGUUUGCUGAUCCCCAGACUGACCUGUGAAAGCAACUGAAGGACAUAAAAGGUCAGAAAGUCAAGUCAGACAAUCUUCCCAGAAGUGGACACAGUCUAGCACCAACAUAAAGUCCAAAGUGAACAAGUAGGCUGGAAAAAUGAGCAAAAAAAAAAGAAUU